UGCCAUUGCCUUCUCCGAAAUAUAUACCUAUAAGUAAAUUAAAAUGUGUACAGCCUUAACUCGGAACUGCGGGAGUGGCGCGGAGUAUGACGGCUGGGAACGCCCCUUCGCCGCUCCAGGACUGCAGGAGCGGAGCGGCGCGGCCCUGGCGAGGCUUGGCCCUUCCGGGUUGCCGUCCGCCGCCGCCUCCGCCAUUGGUUGGGCUCCAGGCAUCUGACUCGGGCGGCGGGCCUAGUAGGGAGCUUCAAGGAUGGCGGCGUCCGCGGCGCUGAUCCUGCGGGAGAGCCCCAGCAUGAAAAAAGCAGUGUCCCUGAUAAAUGAAAUAGAUAUAGGAAGAUUUCCACGACUGCUCACCCGAAUUCUUCAAAAACUUCACCUGAAGGCUGAAAGUAGUUUCAGUGAAGAAGAGGAAGAAAAACUUCAAGUUGCAUUUUCUCUAGAGAAACAAGAUCUUCACCUAGUUCUUGAAACAAUAUCAUUCAUUUUAGAACAGGCAGUGUAUCACAACGUGAAGCCGGCCGCUUUGCAGCAGCAGUUGGAGAACAUUCAUCUUAGACAAGACAAAGCAGAAGCUUUUGCCAGUGCUUGGUCUUCUAUGGGUCAAGAAACAAUUGAAAAAUUCAGGCAGAGGAUUCUUGCUCCCCACAAGCUCGAGACGGUUGGAUGGCAGCUUAACCUUCAGAUGGCUCACUCUGCCGAAGCAAAACUAAAAUCUCCUCAAGCUGUGCUACAGCUCGGAGUAAGCAAUGAAGAUUCGAAGGGAGAUUGUGAAGGACAGGGAAGCCUGGUAUGCUGCCGUCAAUGGAGUCCCAAAGCAGUGUUGGACACUACUGACCAACUGAACAACAGCAGCAGUUACCCUGCCUUUUCUGGGCUUGAGACCAGUUCCACAUCUGAUUUUAUGAACCAGCAAUGAGACAAUGGCAGUAAAGUUUAAAUCAACAUAUUGAUUCAAUUAAUUGUGCUUCACAUAAGUCACUUAACAGUCAUAUUUGUUAUUCAGUGGUAUGUUUGUCAUAAAGUUAAUAUGUUUCAACAAUUUUUAAGGAUUGUAUUAUUGCUAUUUUUUCAAAUUUGAUUUUAUGAAUAGUGAUACUAUAUAUUACCCCAAACUUUCCUAAGCAAUUGUAGUUGAUCCUUUUUACUCAUGCCUUCUUUUGGUGGGGGGAGCAUAAUUUUUACUUUCAGACAUCUAGUUUUCAUUAUCUUGCAGCUUAUUGAUAAUUAUUCAGUUGUUGAGAUAAUUGAAAAAAAUGCAUUUUAUCUUUUAGUUUAUAAGGAAUCCUUUGAACUUGAAGCAGAAACUGUCUUUUUGAAAUUCACUACAUGGAUUAGGUUUUCUUAAUUAAGCACUGAGUGUCAUAAUAGUAAAUUUUUACCCUUCAGGUAUAAAAAUGACUGAUGUCCCAUUUGUAGACAAUUUAUAUUGAAUUGAAAUGCUGUGAAGUUUUAAAUUUUGUGUGAAUCUCAGAAAAGUUAGCUCUUCUAUUAUACAAGUGAGCAGGUAAGGUUUUUUUGUAUAAUUUUAUUCACCAGAUGGAAGUAGUUUCGUUGAAAAGUUUAAAAAGUAGUCCUGCGUAGGGUAAGACGGAGGCCUGAGCACACCUGUUGAUUUUCCGGUCCCUCCUGAGAUGUCACUGAAAUAGACGCGUAGAAGCACAGAAAGAAUAGAUUGAUGAAGCAAAGAAAAUCAGAGACUCGCUAGUACUUGUUAAGUUUUCAACAAAUGACUGGGAGAAGGAAAGAUGGGAGUGAGAUGACUGAUGAAACAAGCUGUGAGGAGGCUACAGAGGAGGUGAGAGGAAACUGACCAGCCUGUCUGAGCCUGAAAGAGCCCCUGAACUGAGAAUCUGCCAAGUAUGAAGUAGGGCAGGAAGAAGAUAUAGAGCUGAAACAGGAGGAUUAAUCAAAGGUCUGUCCAUGAAACCAGAACAGUUGGCUCCCCUGCUGCACUUCUCAUCCCCAGGCCAGAAACCAGAGCCUCAUCUCAGAAGGAAGGCAAUGAACCAUAUGGGAAGGAGUAAGGUUUCUGUUGUGCAUCUUGGCACUCUACAAGUAAGUCUGCAUUAUUCUGGCCUUUGAGGGACUGCAGCCUCACAAAUGGCUUCCUGCACACUCACUGUAGCUCUAGAGUGAAGCUUGCCUAUGUCCAAACACGCUGAUGUGUCCAGAGCUCGAGUUAAUGGUGCCAAGGAGGCAAGAAGACAGAUGAAAGCUGUUUUCAUUAUUAUGUUUGUCUAUUGUCUCUGAAGCCCUCAUAUUAUUACAAGUGCUUAAAUUUCUAUGUUCUUAUCAUCAUUUUGAUUGUUCAUUGAAUAUUUGUCCGCAGCGUGACAGAUUUUUCACAAAUGGAAGCAGAUUUUAUUUUCAAGAGUAUCUCACUUUUGGUAACUCAGAAAGCUACCAAAAACUGCUUUUUCCUCCCAAGAUGUUUUAAGUUUGCUAAUAUAUUAGUAGGGUAUGAUUUAGGAACAAUUAGUCUUUAUAUUUAAUAAUCUUAGCUUAAAUUUAAUGGUAGCAUAGGCUAACAUUGAUAUUUAAUAAUGUGCACAUAUUAUUCAGAUUUAUUUGGCCUCUUGGGUUAUAUCAUUUUUUUGCCUAUAAGAGAUAUAGAAUGCUUUAUUAAAGCAAUGAGAAAUGUUGAUCUCCUUAAGUGGAAGAGAAGAAUAUAUUUCUUGUCUUUAAAACAUUUAGUAAUGUGAAUUGGGUUGUAGUGUUCAGACAACUGGAGUUAAACUCAAUCUUAAUUUUUCUCAUUUCCUUAAAUUUUCAUGGAUAUGCAUAUGGACUUAUUUUUGUAUUCAUUUUCAGCUAAAUAAAUUAGUCUAACUAUGCAUGACUGAAAUUACCUUCCAUAAAAAUUUCCAAAAGCAUUUGAGAAAUAGCCCAAGGGUGGUUAAGUCUAUCAUAUUUUACUUGAUUUAAAUGUUGUGCCUAAUUUCUGUAUGGAUAUAUGAUCAGAAGAAAGAAUCUCAGACUUAAUGAAAGUUAAUUAUACUGUUGUAAAAGUCCAAAAUGAGCUUGUAUCACUGAAUGAGACUGACCUUGGAGACUAGUGGAAACUUCAAAUGGUAGUUUCCAACUUCCAUUCAUUUUGGAGUUAUUAAGUGUAUGAAAAAUAUAUUAUAGCUGUUCCUGAAGGUCAAUAAACAUGGACAUGGUCAUGCUGAAGUAUAUUUUGGAUAUUGAUUUUAAUCUGUAAUAGACUUUUGUAUUCUGUACUUUGGGUGCUAGAGAAAUUACCAUCCUCAUGCAUUCUCACAACAGUUGAGAUCUGAAAAGUCUUAAUUAAUGGUCCUUAGUUUUAUGUUUCAAGAAGUUGGAGGAUAGGCAUUUCCCCCCCUAUCUUAUUUUGACUUUAGAAACAAGAUACAAACAAGUUCUUUAGAUCUUGUAAAGACCCUUAAUAGGUACUUGAAAAUAUGGCUUGUUACUGUCUACUGAGUAGAAAAAUCUUUUUUCUCCUGUUUAAUAUUUUAAUUCCUGUAUUAACCCAUUCCCAGAUGCCUUGUGCUGUAGAAACAUUUAUUUAUUUUCAUCUGAAAUUUACAAAAGGAAAAUGCACAAGAAGGCAUAUUUUAACAAAACAAGAAAGACAAAACAGCUUUUGACACUUGGCCUGCCCUUAAUGAGUACAUUGCAAGUUGAAGGCUUGUUUAGAUCUUUAAAAUUACCUUUUAUGAGCAUUCUUAGCAGUGGGCCCUCAGCCUGAAAUCAUGGUGCCAGUUUAGGUCUUCAGGUUCUUUUUUGUAAAUACCAGUUCUUUUCAAUAUUAGGUAAAUUUCUUAGGAAGAAAAAUAAGACAUCAAAUUUAUUUACUGAACAAAAUGAAAACCUAUUGUUGUAGAUUCAGGUCAAUUCCAAUUGGAACAUUUUAAGAGAUAGUUUGAAUAUUCUCAUAUAUGGACUGUUUUAACAUAAUGUAACUCAAGCUUCUGUGGUCAUAUGAACUUUGGGAGAAGUAAUUUUCCAAGAAUUAGUACUGAAACUUUCUGAGUUAGAAAUUCAUAAAUCUGAUUUCAUUAUAUGGUUCCAUUCCAUAUAGGACAUUCAAAGCCAUAUAUAACUAUUUUUGUCUAAUUAGUUUUAAAGAGGGUUUAGAACCUUUUGGAACAGUACAGUGGUGAUGUUUACUCACCAGUAAGGACUUAUUGAUGUACAAGUGUGGGUAUAUGUGAAAAAAAGCAAAUUCAUAUUAAAUCUAAAGGCAUAGAAAUUAGAUCCUUUUUUUCUAUUGUCAGGCAUCUCUUUGUGUAAAUGAAUAAAAGGAAUAUUUUGAGAACAUCCAAAAGCUUUUCUCUUACUCUGUGUUCUUAUUCUUUUCUAAAAAUGUCUGGAGUCUUAAUAUAUAUGCUUAUAUUCCUCCCUGACAGUCAUUCUAAAAUACUUUUGUACUUUAAUUUCAGAUUGUUAUUUCUUUUUAACAUUAUGUAUCAAUAAUGAUUUAAAUUUAGUUUUACAAAAUUUAAUUUAGUAAAUUGAGUUUUACAGCUUUUGGACAUUACAGUUUCUUGUAUUUUUACAUGUUCCUCAUUUUUU
Molecule: messenger RNA, 4539 nt
Organism: Dama dama (fallow deer)
Lineage: Eukaryota; Metazoa; Chordata; Mammalia; Artiodactyla; Cervidae
Gene: COMMD10
Product: COMM domain containing 10
Exons: 7
Coding region: 251-916 (221 amino acids)
Source: RefSeq, a predicted model, not a curated record